Molecule: messenger RNA, 2959 nt
Organism: Andrographis paniculata
Lineage: Eukaryota; Viridiplantae; Streptophyta; Magnoliopsida; Lamiales; Acanthaceae
Exons: 14
Coding region: 327-2750 (807 amino acids)
Cellular component (GO): mitochondrial outer membrane
Molecular function (GO): ATP hydrolysis activity; ATP binding
Source: RefSeq, a predicted model, not a curated record
UAUAAAUGGAAACUGUCUGUUACUCGUUGCGCCUGACAGUUGCCACGUCAUGCAACGAAGAAGCGCCACGUGUGUUUGACACCAGAAAUCGAGGCGAGAGGAAGAAGAAGAAGAAAACCAAAGCAAUUGUAAAGAAAACGAAAUCUCAAAUAGUUUCAUAGCUGACUGAACUAACUAUCUUACGUAAGAGUCGCUGAAGAUGGAAUGCAGUGCGGAGCAGAAGCUACCGGUCUACACUGAAGUAGUUGUUCAAAGUUGAGAGUUCCCCGAUAUCAAACAGUCAAAUCGUUUCACAGUUGGAAGGUGUGUUUGAGAUUUGAGAAGAAAUGGAAUCGAAGCACAUGUUGAUGUCAGCGUUGGGCGUGGGAAUCGGAGUCGGAGUGGGGCUUGGAUUGGCGUCUGGAUCGCAAGCCCUCAGCAAAUGGACCGGCGGAUUAUCCACUUCCUCCGGCGUUACUCGGCAAGUGAUGGAGGAGGAGCUGUUCAGUCUUAUUUCCGACGGUAGGGAUAGCAAAGUCACCUUCGAUCAAUUUCCCUACUACCUAAGUGAACAAACCAGAGUGCUGUUAACGAGCGCAGCCUUUGUUCAUUUGAAAAGAGCUGAUUUUACCAAGCACACUAGAAAUCUUUCUCCUGCAAGUCGAACAAUUUUGCUUUCUGGCCCUGCUGAGAUGUAUCAGCAAAUGCUUGCUAAGGCAUUAGCUCAUUAUUUUGAGGCAAAAUUGUUGCUGUUAGAUGUAACUGACUUUUCUCUCAAGAUUCAGAGCAAAUAUGGGAGUCCGAAUAAAGAAUCUUCUCUUAAAAGAUCCACAUCUGAAGCAACUUUGGGCCGGAUUUCUGAAUUGCUUGGAUCAUUCUCCUUGCUCCAAUCAAAGGAUGAAACUACAGGUGCAUUGCCUAGACAAAGAAGUGGAGCUGAUCUUGCAUCCAUCGGGCCAGAAACUCCUAAACAGUGUGGGCUCCGGAGGAAUGCUUCUGCCUCGUCAAGCAUCGACAGCCUUGGAUCUACCGGUGCACUUCCAAUAUCAGCUAAUGUUAAGAGAACCAGCAGUUGGUGUUUCGAUGAGAAGCUUUUUAUGCAGACACUUGCCAAGGUUCUCGUCAAAGUAUCGAAGAUAUACCCUGUGGUCCUAUACAUUAGGGAUGUUGAGAAACUACUCUGCAGAUCACAGAGAGUUCACAUCUUGUUCCAGAUGAUGUUGAAGAAACUGUCUGGAUACAUACUAAUCCUCGGUUCUAGAUUUGUUUGCCCAGAAAACGAUUACAGAGAAGUAGAUGAGAGAAUCUCUUCAGUGUUCCCAUACAAUAUAGAGAUAAAACCCCCGGACGAUGUAAAUCACCUUGUGAGCUGGAAGUCUCAGCUGGAGGAGGACAUGAGGGUAAUCCAAUUCCAGGAUAAUAAGAAUCACAUCAGUGAGGUGCUUGCUGCAAAUGAUCUUGACUGUGACGAUCUGGACUCUCUCUGUUUGGCGGACACGCUGGUUCUUAGCAAAUAUAUUGAGGAAAUGGUGUUAUCUGCCAUUUCAUACCAUCUGAUGAACACCACAGAGCCUUGUUAUAGAAAUGGGAAGCUUGUUAUAUCAUCAGCAAGUUUGUCACAUGGAUUGAGCAUAUUUGAGGAAGGUAAAUCUACAACGAAUGACACUUUAAGACUUGAAGCACAAGCUGAAAUGAAAAUCGAAACCUCUGGACCAGCAAGCAAGAAUGUAGAUCCAACAUCAUCAAGAACUCCAGAAACCCCUCCAGACAAUGAAUUCGAAAAACGAAUAAGGCCAGAAGUCAUUCCAGCUGGUGAAAUCAAUGUGACAUUUGCAGAUAUAGGUGCUCUGGACGAUAUUAAGCAAUCUCUGCAGGAGUUGGUUAUGUUACCGUUGAGAAGACCCGACCUUUUCGGCGGUGGCUUAUUGAAGCCAUGUAGAGGAAUACUGCUUUUCGGGCCACCUGGUACGGGGAAAACAAUGCUAGCCAAAGCCAUAGCUAAAGAAGCUGGAGCAAGCUUUAUCAACGUGUCGAUGUCCACCAUCACUUCAAAGUGGUUUGGCGAAGAUGAGAAGAACGUUAGAGCUUUGUUCACCCUUGCAUCCAAGGUUUCACCAACCAUAAUAUUUGUAGACGAAGUCGAUAGCAUGUUGGGACAGAGAAAUCGAGCCGGGGAGCACGAGGCGAUGCGGAAGAUAAAGAAUGAGUUUAUGGCACACUGGGACGGAUUGUUGACAAAAACUGGGGAAAGAAUAUUAGUUCUUGCUGCAACCAAUAGGCCAUUUGAUCUUGAUGAAGCCAUCAUCAGACGCUUUGAGAGAAGAAUCAUGGUUGGAUUGCCAUCCAUGGCAAACAGGGAAAGGAUCUUAAGGGUGCUACUGUCAAAGGAGAAAACCCAUCAAGAAUUGGAUUAUGCAGAGCUUGCAAGAAUGACAGAAGGAUACAGUGGGAGUGAUCUAAAGAACCUGUGCAUCACUGCUGCCUAUCGUCCAGUCCGGGAAGUGAUAAAGCAGGAGAGGCUAAACAAUGAAGCAAGCAUGGAUAGAACAAAGAAAGGACAGAAGCAUGGAGACAAUUCUGGGAGAGAGGGUAAGAAGGAAAGGGCAAUCACCGUCAGGCCACUGGACAUGAAAGAUUUUAAGGAAGCAAAAAAUCAGAUCGCCGCUAGCUUCGCUGCUGGAGGGUCUGUAAUGGCAGAAUUGAAGCAAUGGAAUGAACUGUACGGAGAAGGCGGUUCGAGGAAGAAGGAACAACUAUCCUACUUCUUGUAAGAAAGUAACCCCAUGUUUAGAUUUAGCUAUCACUAAGGUACAAUGCGAGUUCUUGCAUAAACAUAAUUUGAAUAAAAUUUUAGCCAAGGCAAAGCAACAAAGCAACAGUAGUUAUACUUACCAUACUCAGGUUGGAACCUCACCACACCAACACCAUCACCAGAUAUAGAUAUGAACAGUAGCAAAUGAGUCUGGAUGUGCAAAGAUAU